Sparassis crispa is the source of this 1344-nucleotide messenger RNA. Its product is annotated as O-methyltransferase tpcA. Bases 1 to 1344 code for a protein of 447 amino acids. Lineage: Eukaryota; Fungi; Basidiomycota; Agaricomycetes; Polyporales; Sparassidaceae. The transcript has 6 exons. Gene Ontology annotation, molecular function: O-methyltransferase activity. The record is from RefSeq and is a predicted model, not a curated record.
AUGUCUACCACUAGCGCCCGCGCAGAAAAACUUCUCGCCCUUGUGGAUCUUGUAACAAAUGCUGCUCAGGUGGUGAUACAAGAGUGGACGAAGGAGGACGCUACUGGCGGCCAGAACGCUCUCCCGUCCAUAGAUCUCGCCAAGGCUCAGCGCACCAUCUUGGCCGCUUUCGGCUCCUUCACAGAGCUUGUACAGGUGCCCCAGAGACGCAUCGUAGAAGUAGCUACCCAAUUCUUCGAGGCCCGGGCGUUGCACAUCGCGGUCGAGCAUCGUGUCGCCCAUCACCUUGCCAAGGUGGACCAGGCGGUAGGAAUGUCCAUCACUGAGCUCAGCAAGGCCACCGGUCUCCACCCGAAAAAGCUUUCGCGCAUCCUGAGAACCCUCUGCUCCAUGCAUAUUUUCGCUGAAGUUCAAGACGGAUAUUUCGCCAACAACACGGUCAGCGCAAUGAUCGCCACUGAUGAGGCCGUUGAAGCAUACGUCCUUUUGGUGGCUUGGAAUUAUUACCCAAACUCAGCAAAGCUACUAGAGUUUGUUGGUGAUCCUGUCAAAGGCUGGUCCCACUCUGUGACCGAUUGUGCUUUCCAAGAGGGACAUGGUACCAAGCUAUCUUUCUGGGACUGGCUCGAAGAAGGUAUCAUACAGCCCGACGGCAGCGUCAAGCGGCGGCCCAGCUUGGAAUGGUUCACUCGCAUAAUGGUUAAUACCGGUCGUCUCGUCGGAACCCCACCCUUCUACGACUUUCCAUGGGAAUCGUUAGGCUCUGCAACCAUGGUUGAUGUGGGUGGUGGCGUUGGUGGGAUGAGUUUCGAUCUCUGCAAUCAUUUCCCUCUCCUCAAUUUCAUCGUCCAGGAUCGCCCUGCUAUAAUCGAAAAGGCUGAACCCGUGUGGCAGCGCGAACGACCAGAAGCACACAAGGCUGGUCGGGUUAAAUUCAUGGCCCAUGACUUCUUCACCGAGAACCCUGUGAAGGGUGCCGAUGUGUACCUUCUGCGUCACAUCCUCCAUGACUGGGAAGACGACCGCUGUGUCGACAUCCUCUCCGCUAUUCGCCCUGCGCUCUCCGCGAACUCACGCGUGCUGAUCGUGGACUUAGUAAUGAACACAACGUUGGGUUGCCCCGAGCUACCCUCCGCACCGUUCCCUCUUCCUGCAAAUUACGGCGCUUCGACUCGUUUCGCUCACCAGUCUGACCUGAUAAUGAUGUCCUUGGUCAACGGCGAGGAGCGCGUCCCGAGCGAUUUCCGGUCGAUCGCUGAACGGGCGGGGCUCGAGGUUACCCGCAUCUGGGAGUGCCCCGGAGAUUGCAUCACUGAGAUGCGGCUGCCAUCUGCGAGCCGGUAG